Molecule: messenger RNA, 6021 nt
Organism: Gallus gallus (chicken)
Lineage: Eukaryota; Metazoa; Chordata; Aves; Galliformes; Phasianidae
Gene: ZBTB40
Product: zinc finger and BTB domain containing 40
Exons: 19
Coding region: 205-3831 (1208 amino acids)
Biological process (GO): regulation of transcription by RNA polymerase II
Cellular component (GO): nucleus
Molecular function (GO): protein binding; RNA polymerase II cis-regulatory region sequence-specific DNA binding; DNA-binding transcription factor activity, RNA polymerase II-specific
Source: RefSeq, a predicted model, not a curated record
AGCCCGCAGCCGCCUCAAGAUGGCGGCGCGCGUAGAGCGGCGCAACGCCGCUGAAGGGGGCGGGGGCGGCUGUUGUUGAAGCUUUAUUGUUCCCUCGGAUGUCGCAGGCGCGCGCCGUGUUCGCCGCGCCGCUCCCAAUAAAGCUGGACCUUGUGAAAGCAGUGUGAAGACCAAAGCAAGAGAAAACCACUAGAUCUGGGAGCCAUGGAGCUUCCCAGCUACAGCAAGCAGCUGCUGCAGCAGCUGUACACUCUCUGCAAAGAGCAGCAGUUCUGCGAUUGCACCAUCUUUGUUGGGACUGUUCACUUCAGAGCACACAAGGUUGUUUUAGCUGCUGCCAGCCUGCUUUUUAAAUCUUUGUUGGACAGCACAGACACCAUUUCCAUUGAUGCUUCUGUGGUGACACCUGAGGAGUUUGCAUUGUUGCUGGAGAUGAUGUACACUGGCAAGCUCCCAAUGGGGAAACAUAACUUCACCAAAGUCAUCUCUGUGUCAGAUAGUCUGCAGAUGUUUGAUGUGGCUGUUAGCUGCAAAACCCUCCUGAGAGACCUCAUCAGCUGUUCAACUCAGGAUCAGGUAGAAGUCUCUGCCCAUGCAGCAGACUCAUCUGGAAGCAGUGCUGAAGCUGAUAACCUGCCCCAGUCUGAAAAACCUGCUGCUGAAGGAAAAACAGAUGCCCUGCACCCUUCUGGCCCUGGAGAAGCAGAGAUGGAAGCAGAUAUUUCUCCACCUGAGCAGGGGCUGACUGUGAAUCACACCUGGCUUUGCCAAAAUGUGAUGCUGAGCAGCUCAGAGUCACUCCGGGAGUAUUCUGGCUCUUGUGCUGCCCAGCCUGCUUGCGCAGAGCAUGGUUGCUGUGUUGAAGUGGAGCCUGCUGAGCCUCUGGAGAAGAAAGGAAGAGUGAGUGGUUUAGCAGCAGAGAGCAAAAGCUGUAAACUGGAUUUCUUUCUUCGAUAUGAAAGUGUUUUCUCAGAGGCCCUUUCUGAUGCCCAAGCCGUGCUGAGAAGACUAGAAGAGUGCAGAGAAAUUGAUGCCUCUCAAAGGGAGGUUGUGCUCACCUGUCUGGCAGAGGCGGGGGAGCAGUCACUGUUCACAACACUGUUGGGCAAAGUGAAGGAUGCUCACACUCUGGAUGCUCAGACCCUUGUGUCUUUAUUAAAGCUGUUUCAAGAUGUGAAUCCCAAGCUGAGAGCAGCCUUGCUGGAGAGGGAGCAGAGCAGUGGAGAAGUCCUGAAGCAAACAGAGAGUGCAGAAGAGGGAGAGAUGCUGACCGCUCGUUUGCUGGGAUGCAAGGAGGAGCUAAUCCAGAGCGUGACACAGCUGAGCCCCAUCGUAGAGUUCUUGGAGGCAGCAGAAGAGGGAUUCCUGACCGCCUCGGAGAAGCGGGUAGUGUUGAAUUGCUGUGAGGGCAGAUCCCAGAGGGAAGCCAUGGACAGUCUGCUCAAGAAGGUGGAAGAGGAGAAAACCCUGAAAGCUGAAAGUUUGGUCAAGCUUUUGAGGGCUGUGAAAGCAUCAUUCCCUGGUCUCCAUCUUUUGCUACACAACUUGGAGGUAAAAACAAACGUCUCUGAUGGCAAAGCCAAAUGGAGUUUGGAGGAUUAUGGAGCCCAGCUGCUAAGACGAUACCAAGAAAGGUUAGUGGAGCACCUCACAGACACCCAGAUACUGCUGCGUGGGAUUUCUGCUGCACAGAGCCUAGCUCCUGCUGACAGAGAGGCAAUGGAACAGAUUGUGAAGUGCGAGACCGGCUCAGGUGGCUUCGUCUCACUCGUGUCUGCGGCGCUGGAGGAGCAGUCUCUGUCUGUUUCUGUGGUCUGGCAGCUGCUGCUGGCUGUGCGAGAGGCUGAGCUGCCGCUGAACGUGCUCAUGGAGGAGAUCCAGAAAGAACCGGGUGCAGAGCUUUUCUUCCAGGCAGUUGCCACCAGUGAAAGCACAGCCAUUGAGAUCAUCCUGCGGCACAGUGAGCUCAUCUCAGAGGCCAUUAAGCAGAGAGCAAACCAGGAGGGCUUGGCUCCAGGGGAAGCAGGACUCACAGAAGCAGUGAAAGAGCUACUGAGUAUUUCUGCUCAAAAGGAAAGCUCAGAGGCCUCCUUGAAAGCAGCUUUGAGUGCAGCACAAGAGAAGUCUGUCCCAGCCAUCAAGAUCUGUCAGCUGCUAUGCAAUGUCCACGAGUCUUUCCCAGACUUGCAGCCGGUGAUGCAAGAGCUAGGGCAUGUGGGGCUCUUGACUGAGGGAAGUGGAGAGAAACCUGGAAUCAGGAAGUGGAAGGUGAACAGUGAAUCCCAAGUGGAAGCUCUGGACAAAGAAGAGGACAGGGCAGGAGGUGCUGCAAUCAAGGAACUGAAGGAACCACAGGAGAAAGCAUCUUCCAAGAAGAGUUUCAUCUGCAAAGCCUGUGAGAAGAGCUUCCACUUCUUCUGCCGCCUGAAGGUGCACAUGAAACGUUGUCGGGUGGCCAGAGGAAAGCAGAUCCAGUGUAGGGAAUGCACUGAAGUCAAAUUGACAAAGAAAGAGCUGGAGAAGCAUCAGCUGGAGGUCCAUGGAGCGGUGGGGACGGCCAAGAAGAAGAAGAAGCGUCUUCCUGUGUCGUGUGACAUCUGUGGCCGAGAGUUUGCUCAUGCUUCAGGGAUGCAGUACCACAAGCUGACUGAGCAUUUCGACGAGAAGCCCUUCUCCUGUGAGAAGUGCGGGGCCAAGUUUGCAGCCAACUCCACGCUGAAGAACCACCUGCGGCUGCACACCGGGGACCGGCCCUUCGUGUGCAAGCACUGCCUGAUGACCUUCAUGCAGGCCUCGGCCCUCGCCUACCACACCAAGAAAAAGCACUCUGAGGGGAAGAUGUAUGCCUGCCAGUACUGCGAUGCCGUGUUUGCCCAGUCCAUUGAGCUCUCACGCCACGUUCGAACCCACACGGGGGACAAGCCGUACGUCUGCCGGGAGUGUGGGAAGGGCUUUCGCCAGGCCAAUGGGCUCUCCAUCCACCUCCGGUCCUUUCACAACAUUGAAGAUCCCUACGACUGCAGGAAGUGCCGGAUGAGCUUUGCCACCCUGCAGGAACACCGCAAGCACAUCCACGAAGCCCACUCCCGAGAGUACCACCCCUGCCCUGACUGCUCCAAAGUCUUCAGUGCCCCAUCCCUCCUGGAGCGCCACAUGGUGACCCACGUCGGAGGAAAACCCUUCAGCUGUGACAUCUGCAACAAAGCUUACCAGCAGUUGUCAGGGUUAUGGUAUCACAACCGGACCCACCAUCCUGAUGUUUUUGCAGCUCAGAAUCACCGCUCCUCCAAGUUCUCCUCCUUGCACUGCAGCUCCUGUGACAAAACCUUCUCCAGCACUGCUGCUCACCGAAAGCACGUCAAAGCAGAGCACUCAGAUGUGAAGUUCCAUGACUGUGAGAUGUGCAAGGAGCAGUUUCCCACGCUGUCUCUCCUGCAGGUCCACAUGAAGUGCCGGCACUCAGGGGCCCUGCAGCACCACGUCACCACUGAGCACUUCAAGCAGACAGAGAGCACCUUCACCUGUGGGCUCUGCGGGGAACUCUUCACCUCCCAGGGUGAGCUGGAGGGGCACUGCAGUGCUGAGCAUCCCAAGGUGAUCUUCACAGAGGCCCAAGCCACCACAACCCAGAUUGUACAGGUGAUUCAGACGUCAGAGCAAGGAGCAGCAGAACACAUCAUCUCUUUUGAUGAGGCCCAGCUCCCCGGCUCCCAUGUCGUUGUGACGUUGCCUGAAUCCCAAGCGAGCCAAGCUGGCUCAGAGCUGGUGAUGGUGUCUAUGGAGGAUUUGUUUGAUGACAAAGUGACUCUGAUUUGUGAAGAAACCCAGUGAUAGUGAGCAGUGGGUUCUCACGUGUGGCACCUGGUGCGCACUGGACUGUUUGUUUCCAGAGCCAUACCUAGGCAUGCUACUCUCACAAGGGAGGUUCAGGUUUGGGAUUUUUAUUUGCGUUUUUGGGAAAGCAACCCCAUAUAGAUAUGACUCUGACAAAAGAAAUGGUGUGCAGCAAGGACUACAUAGGUUUGUAGACAUUCAUAAGGCACUCACAAAGCUAUUUCUGUCUGAGAGCAGCACACGGGAUGUUGCUUUGCAGAAUGCAUUCACCUACCUGCUGUAAAGCUUCUUCGGUGCUGUGAGGAUGCAAUGCAUUCAUUGCAGCACACUGGCCCCUUUAAGACUAAAAUUUCAUCAAGUCUUUUUUUUUUUUUUUAAUCUGCAGUUUCCUAAAAUAUAAUCUGAUAAUUAAUGGUUUGCUGAAUCCAUUAUGAAGUGCAAUUAGAUAGAUGCAGGGUUCCCGCGGCUCAGAGGGGACCGGUAGCAUUUAUCUUCCUUUCCCUAAUGCCAAAAGGUUGAACUCUGCCGCUGCAAUAUUUACAUACGGAGCGGUGAUCCCUGCCACAGUCCUGUGGUGAGCAGCGCCUGCUUCAUCACACAGCCCAGGAGAUGAACAGAUUGGAGUUUUCCAGGAGGUUUUUGUGACGCCGUGGUAGUUGGUCAUUCCCGUUCCAGCUCGAAGAGUGGAAGUGAACAGCAAGGAAUGUGGUUUGUCCCCAGGGCUUUGCUGCGACAGCGGAAAGGAGGAAGUGUCACUCCCACUGAAAUCAGGAAUGACCAGGAGAUGGUGCUCAAGGUCUUGAGUAGUGCCAGCGGACAGGUGUCUGCUCCGCCGAGAGCCAGCCCUGCUGCACUGUGCUCCAUCAGCUCCUGUCAGGCUGAAGCUCAGCCCCGGGCCCUGCAAAUCGCUGCAUAAAGAAGAGGCUGGAGCCGGAGGGACUAAAACACAGAUGCUGCUGGGGUGAAGCAGUGAGGCCUGCACCCUGCACUCAGGUCAGGCUGGAGCAGUGAGGUCACCCUGGAGGGCACCAUCCAAUGGUUCUUCAACCACAUCAAUUAAUGAGGGAGGUAGAUGGGAGCUUCACCCCUCAGCUUGUGGAGAGAGAUGGAGGCGUCCUCCAAGAGACGGAGCUUGCUCUCCUCCUGGCUGCAGUCAGGUGAGCAGAGCUGUGCUGUGGGAUUCCAGCUGCCUGCAGAGAUAAUCCCUGCCCCUCUAGCAGUGCCCAACCUGCUGUCAGGCAUGACCAUGCCUCUCCCUGACAUGCAAAUCCGCCUAUUUUUCUUGCCCAUGGAAGCCGUGGCCAUAUGCCACCACUCCACAGCAUCGCUCUCCUUGUCGCAUUCACCCGCUGCACAUCGAACCCGACGUCGUUUGCUCUCUGAGCAUCCCCUGGCUGCUGUUAUUCAGUCCAGUGACAUAGAGGCUUUUUCCAGCCUGCUUACAGAUCACAGCGGAUUUGGCCGUACACAGGAGUAGGUCGGGGGAUCCCCGCGGCGUGCACGAGCUUCCAUUUAUCAACACGACGUUUCCCUUGCAGCGAGAUGGGUUUCUGUUAGCAGUGAGAUCCCUCUGCAGCUCCUCUCUCCCUGGCUAACCCAGAUAAUCUGCCACAGCUCCGUGGGCCUGUUAAACACACACAGUGCUGCUGUCCUUGCGCACAGCCAGGGCAGGUUGUGAGAUUCUGCACUCCCCUGAGCGUGGGAUGCCGUCAGGUUUUUAUUGGAAGUCCAAGCAAACAAAUCUGGAAGGAUCAGUGCUGCUGGUGGGGCGUUGGGUGCCAAGUUGUGUCCUCCUUCAGCUCUGGUGGAGAGGAAGGGGGUGUUACCAUUGCUGUAUCCCUUUGGGACCCUCCUGUGGUUACCCAGGCUGGGGCAUGCAGUGUAAUGAGAGCCCAGCUGUGUACACCCAGCUUCUCCCUGAGCAUCCUUCAGGAAAAUCAAUGAGGAAUAGGAUUUGCCAUGCUGGUCCAGCGUGCUCGGGGUCUUCUCUUUGGUCCCAUGCUGCAGAGGUGACCAUCCUUUGCUGCUCACACAAACAUUUCUUGCAACAAACAGUCCCUCCUGGUGGCCCCCCAGCCAUAGGUCACGUCCAGUCUAGUGCUUUCCUCUCCCUCAGAAGGAGGCAGCUGAGAUUUGUGAGCGUUAGCUUCAUUAUUCAGCAAUUAAAAUGUUCCGGCCUCGUCGCGA